This is a messenger RNA of Bicyclus anynana (squinting bush brown), 1707 nucleotides long. RefSeq names its product dnaJ homolog subfamily B member 13-like. NCBI's taxonomy places the organism in Eukaryota, Metazoa, Arthropoda, Insecta, Lepidoptera, Nymphalidae. Gene Ontology annotation, cellular component: cytosol. Bases 243 to 1256 code for a protein of 337 amino acids. Gene Ontology annotation, molecular function: protein-folding chaperone binding. The transcript has a single exon. The record is from RefSeq and is a predicted model, not a curated record.
CAAAAAUGUGAUGUAAUUCCUAGGUGAGAGAGGUUGAGUUCAGAAAAUCCAGCAGAAUAGUUCUUUUUUAAGAGUAGGGUCAGUAAUCCUUUUUACAGUCAGGUACAUAAUGUAGGUGCAAAAAAACUUUUCAGGAUAUUUUGACUGACUCAAAUCAUGUCAAUCAAAUACUAUUUUGACACUGACAGAUAUAAAUAAAUAAUAAACACAACAAACACUAACAAUUUAGAUAAACUGUAAAAAUGGGUUUUGAUUAUUAUGGUAUAUUGGGUGUUAAGCGUUCGUGCGACCAGAUUGAAAUCAAAAAGGCGUACCGUCGGCUUGCAUUGAAAUAUAAGCCCGAGAGAUACAACGACGACGACAAUAUGAGACGAAUUUUUGCCCUCAUCGGUGAAGCGUACGAAGUUCUAGUGGACCACAGGAACAGAGCAAUUUACGACCAGUACGGCGAGGAAGGGCUCAAAAGUGGCGUCCCAGGCCCUGAUGACUAUAUACAGCCGUAUACAUAUCACGGAGAGCCCUUAAGAACGUACCACGAAUUCUUUGGAACCGUAAAUCCGUACGCCGAUCUUUUGGAUUAUUAUGAGAACCCACCGCCAAUGUUCGAAUCCCCUUUGGGAAAAGGCUACAAAGAAAAGGAUCAAACCAUCAUUCGACCUCUCGCUAUGACCCUAGAAGAAGUUUACAAAGGAUGUUUGAAAAAAAUGAAAAUCCAACGUUUGGUUUUCACAGACGAGACUUGUUCGGAACUAAAAUUACGAGAGAAAGUGCUAUCUAUUCCAAUCAAACCUGGAACUUAUCAGAAUACUGAAAUUAAAUUCAAAGGGGAAGGCGACCAAGGCCCCACCAGAAUACCGGCAGACGUUAUAUUUGUAACUGAAGAUAGACCGCACGAAAACUUCGUCAGGUCAGGAUUGAGUGAUCUCCUAAUGGUUCGAACGGUUACUCUGCAAGAGGCUUUAUGCGGGAUCACAAUAACAUUUACAACUUUAGAUGGCAGAAUUAUGCGAGUGAAAAUUACUGAUGUAAUAUCACCAACUUACGAAAAAGUGAUUGAAGAUGAAGGCCUACCGGUACCGGCAUGUCCGAAAAAAGCAAAAGGAAACCUAAUCAUAAGGUUCAAAAUAAUAUUCCCAACAUAUUUAUCGAAAAGAAGCAAAAAAGCUUUCGAAAAUGCCUUUAAGGUUAAAGAUGAAGAAGACGGGCGGUUUGAAAAGUUGGCGUGUGGAACUUUGUCGACACAUUCUAUUUUAUAAUUUAAAUAACGCCUUGUAGUGUUUUGGCUCAGGAGCAAAGUAUUUAUUAAUGAACAUACUGUUCAAACUUUGUAUAUAAAGUUUGUUGUUGGUUUGUUAAAAAAAAUAAAAAAUAUUGCACCCAUAAAUGCGAUUAAAAAAAAAAUAGAUAAAAACUAUAUUUAAAAUCAAGUGGUAACCUUGUCGGACAACUUUCAAAAGGCAUACUUAUUUCUUAUCUGAUGCCACAAAGUCUGGAAGAUGGCAUGGAAGGAAAAAGCCUCACUACCAUCUUUCGCUUCGAGAAUCGUUUUAAAUCGAUUUUUGAAGUUCAUUUCUUAAAGUGUGAGCAGUAUGGUUAUGAAAUUUAUUCAUGGACACAAGGACUAUUUUUAUAUUUCAAACUAUCAAGCUUUGACUAUAAUGCAAUACUUCGGUAACACGUUUAUAUAAUUUUAGUUUUUACAUUUAA